Athene cunicularia (burrowing owl) is the source of this 8397-nucleotide messenger RNA. It is a transcript of the gene NFE2L3, whose product is annotated as nuclear factor, erythroid 2 like 3. Gene Ontology annotation, biological process: regulation of transcription by RNA polymerase II. The transcript is spliced from 4 exons. The record is from RefSeq and is a predicted model, not a curated record. Gene Ontology annotation, molecular function: RNA polymerase II cis-regulatory region sequence-specific DNA binding; DNA-binding transcription factor activity, RNA polymerase II-specific. Gene Ontology annotation, cellular component: nucleus. Lineage: Eukaryota; Metazoa; Chordata; Aves; Strigiformes; Strigidae. The coding region runs from base 1 to 1491 and encodes 496 amino acids.
AUGUAUUGGAACUAUAAAAAACUGAAAAUUGCAUUAGGCAUCAUUGAAGGAAACUUGUUGCUUAAUAAACUGUUUUAUUUGUGUCUUCAGGAUGUUGACCUGAAAGCAUGUCAGGAAGCUUUGGAUGUCUGUUGUCCAUACCAAGGAGAUAAUCAGCUGGAACUGCAAGAGGAGGAAGUCAUAAAUCAAAGCAACGGCAACCAUAUAGAUUCCCAUCUCAUCUUAAAGGGCUAUUUACAGCUUCUGUCAUCGCAGGUGGAAAACAUGCUAGAGGUGAGUUUACUGGAAGAUAUACAAGUUGCUACUUCUAGUAGAGGCCAAGACCCAUCAUCUUCACACUACAAUGUAAGUUUGGCCCAGACACUUUGCCACUGUUUCAGUCCUCAUGAUGCCAUGCUACUAAGAACAGACUAUCCCACUCAAUCAAAUUCAGAAACAAGACAUUUACAAAGGCAAGAGUCUUUUCCUCAGUCAAGCUCUAAUAUUACAACUCCAGAAUCACUACUUUAUGAGUCAGAUUUGACAGGGCUGUUUUCAGAUGCUGAUGUUAGAAACCUAACAGCCUAUGAUAAUUUGGAUGAAAUUAAACUAAUCUCUUUGGCUUUGGAGGAAGGCUUUCAUCCUAUAGAAGUUUCUCAGCUCUUUGAAGAACCUGGCUCAGAUUUAGGACUGUCUUUGAAUUCAAGUCACAGGACUGCUUCUUACUCAGCUUGCAAUGAAAGUGCUGUUGGGUACAGCAGUGAUGUAAAAUCUGCCUCUUCACAUGGUUUAGGAGCUGUUGGUGGCCAUAGCCAAGAACACAGCAAAUACGUUCAUGUCGAAUAUCCAGGCGAUUCAGAGUGUUCUAGAGAAGCCACACUUCAGCAGUUUCUUUGUAACCACACUUAUAAUCAGCUGCCAAGUCACGCAGCAUCCACUCCAAAGCAUCACCAGCAAAUGUGGAUGGAGAAACAAAAUAAAGUAAACGAUAUGUGCCAUAAUUCUACUGAUACAAACCUUAGCAGCGAUGAACGCCACGCAAAAGCUCUGAGAAUACCAUUUUCGGUAGAUGAAAUUGUGAGCAUGCCUGUUGACUCUUUCAACACUAUGCUAGGAAAGAACCAUCUGACAGGUAUGCAGGUAUCACUGCUACGUGACAUGAGACGAAGAGGGAAAAACAAAGUUGCUGCCCAAAAUUCUCGUAAACGUAAACUGAACGCAAUUCUUAACUUGGAAGAAGACGUAUAUAAUCUUCAAAUACAAAAGGAGAACCUUAAAAAGGAGCACUCUCAGUGUAGCAGAUCAAUCGGACAGAUGAAGCAAAAGUUAAACAAUUUGUACCGUGACAUUUUCAGUAGACUGAGGGAUGACCAGGGUAGGCCUGUUAACUCUUGCCAAUAUGUCAUUCAUUGCAGUAACGAUGGCAGUGUUUUCAUAAUACCCAAACACUUGGUCAAAUCACAACAGAAACAAGAUAACAAAAAAGAGCAGAAACAAAAAGAAGAUGGUUGAAGGUCACUUAAGUUUUAUUUUUCCUGAAAGAAUGAUAUUUUUGUGAAGACUGUAGGUCAGUGAUUACAGUAGUACAAACAGAAAAGACUACAUUUGAGGAGAAAGACUGCAUGUUUAAGGGUCUGGCAAACCCAGCCAACUGAUCUGUUAGAAAGUCUACUAGCUGAGGCUUCUGAAUAAGGAAAUCUGUUUAAUUAGAAUUAAAGGAGCUAUGCCAUCACUGUAAGUGUAGUUAUAUAGACCUAUGUAAUACUAGGAAUUUAGUUUCUGGUGGUGGGCUAGAGGGGAGAACAUCAGUGGGGGGAAAAAAGCAAGCUUUAGAUCAAAGUUACACGUGGAAGAAAAAUGUGGUUUAGUCUUGAGCACUUGAUACUUCAUACACAAAGUGACCUUAUUUUACUAUUCUUUUUUAUCACUAAAUGAAAAAUUGUAGGUCAAAUUCAUCUUUACCUUAAAUUCACUGUGGACUUAGGUAUUCCUAGGAGAUAACUGUGCUUUGUAUUUGUUCAGAACUGUUCUGCUUUUCCUAGUUUACCUUUGAGGAGAGGCCCAGGAAGCUAUUGCAUUUUUCCUCACUACUUUCACCAUCGUAGCUCCAAGCAAACAUAAUGUACCAAUUGAUUUUACAACUCAUAUGGUCAAUCUGCAAAUAGAUUCCGAAAAAUUAGUAUCCGAUUCAAUGUUGUCUUACCUUUAUCCUCUGCAACUGAAUUGUUCUCAACUCUCUUCCAUGAAAAUUAGUGAUAGUGAAUGAGUUCCUAUUUUGUUUCCUAGUCUGUGAUACAUUUACUUGUGUACCUUUGCUUUUUCCCCUAUUUGGAUACCUUCCUGAAGUAGAAGUACUAAAAGUUUUUCUUUUUAGCUUUUUAAAACUGGUAUUAAGUAUCUUCAAUGUUAUGGAUAUUUUUUUUUUUUGGUAAGAUUUUCCCCAGAUCCUUAAAAGUAAAUUAAAUUGAAUCAAAUUACUAUUUUUCUGCACUUGUGAUAAUGAGGUUACACUCUGAUAGUAGUAGCUUUGAAGGAACUUUUGAUUUUGAUAUUUGUUCUGUGAAAAAGAUGUUAUAUUCACUCACAUUUAUUCACAAUAGCUUAUCCUUUUCUAGUUUACAACCUGAAAAGGGUCUGUGAAAAAGGUGGCCUAAAAGGCAUGUAGAAAAUAAGGAAGAAAUGUUGAGUUAUACUAGUUUGUAAGAUAUUAAAAUAAUAAUUAAUAUUAACAACUAGAUAGCAACAAACACUUUCUACAUCUUUGAUAAACAAAACCUGUAAAACUCAUAUUAAAAAAAAAAUCUCACUGGUCAUGGCAUGAUGACAACAUAGCAACUUUACAGUCAGGUAUGUUAAAAAUCACUUGCACCAAAGGUGUAAGAACUACACAUAUAUGCAAUAUAAACUUAAAUGCCAAAUUAUACCUUUUGAAUAAAUAAACUGUCAUUAGCAUGUAAAUCAUGUUGUCUGUUUGCACUUAUGUUUACAUUAACUGGUAGCACCAAGUGGUAUUUUCUAAAAAGGGAGCAGUGCCUCUGCAAAAUGCAGUGAAUGAUCAAUAAUGAAAUCAGCCAGUCUGAACAAUUUGCCCUGCAUUUUAUAUUAAAAGACUUCUUUAAAUAAAUGUAUCUGUUUUAUUUAUCAGUUUGGCCACAGCCUCAACUUGAUAGGAUAAAUUCAUAGUGGAAACUUUCAUUGGUAAAGCCCUGAAAUUUCUCUCUAUUGGUUAAGUAUCAGCAUGAGGUGUAUCUAUGCUAGCUGGUAUUCACAGGAAUUUAAUUUCUUGUCAUGAACUUCAACCAAAGCAUGCAACAGGUAACAGAUACCUAUGAAUUGUGAACUUUAUUUCUAGUUCCAGGAAAAAGCCCAGUAUGUAUUUUCAAUCAGCAUGAUUACCAUCUUUUAAUUAAAUGACAUAAUAAGCUUUUUGAAUUCUGCGCAUGUGGCCUUUGUAGGACCACAUCUUUUAAGUCUACUUCACGGCCCCAUGCACACAAACUCUAGAUACUAGAUUAGGCCCAUAACUGAUAAAACCAAACCCCUAAGUAUUUCUGGUUUAGAGCCUUGCAACACAAGUUUCAACAGUUCUAAAGGGAAGAGAGGAAAAAAUAUGUAAAAAUGGCUAAACCUUCUGUGCCUACACCUUCAGUAGCAGUAGAGUGAGCACUGCAGACUUUUGUAAAGCCAGCUACUAAUGAAGUAUUAAACAUACACCCAACUGGGUAAUAGUUACAUGACUAUAUUUUGGCACAUGCUGAAAAAAAGGAAGCAUGCUGGAACUCUUUCAGAGAGCAAUCCUAACAGUAAGCAGUAUACUCUAGACGAUCCAUAUAAAGUGAGGACAUCUGCCCCAACCCCAUUCCAUUAUCUGUAAAUUUCCAGAUGGGAAAGUACAAUGAACUGCCCUAAGCUAAUUCCACUCUUUGUUAUUGCUCAAUGGCCAUGUUUCUUUAAGGCAUCUUUGUAUGAAUCUCAAUUUCUGAUAGCUCAGCUAAAAACCUCUCAGGUGAAUUAUUAAUUUUGGGUGGACUGUGACUUAUAGCAGCGCUGAUGAUGCAGACACCGAGCACUAGGUCUGGACGUACUCAUUUUCUCAAACCUUCAGCUACCUACCCAUAGAAGAGACAAAACCGUAGGCAGAAUUCAAUGUCCCAUUUUUUUAAGUUUUAGUAGACUGCCAUUAAGUUACACCUAAAAACUCUUGGUACUUUCUGUGACUAGCUUAUGUUUAAAACCCAAACUGCUUAGUCUUGGCUAUAGCUUACAUUUUCAUGUCCUUAAAUUAUCUGUGAAAGUUCAGCUAGACAAAAAAGGAAAGCUAAUUUUACAGCAAGCUUUCCUCCAAACACAAAGGAUUUCUGAAACUACUUUCCAUGUUUCAGCCUUAGACUGUAUUUUCAACCUCUAUACAAAAAGGAGACACUGGACAGGAAUCCAGGAGCUGUUCAGCUAAACUUGUAAACCAAAAUGGUUGCAAAAGGUAGGAAACCACUAUCUUGGCUUUGUUGAUACAUUGUCAAGAAACCAAACUCCUCAGUGUACAAACCUGGAACUAGGCUAUGUAAAAUCACAUAAUGUGGUACCAAAAUUACUCCAGAGCCAGAUGUCUAUUGAUAAAGCUGGUGCCACCUCCUACCUUACUGAAUACUAACAUGGAGAAAGGCAUCUCUCUGAAGUAGGAACAAUGAAAACACUUUUAAGACUUGUUACACUGCUAGAAUACUGCAAAACUGAGGAUUGUAGAUGAGGCCGUUGAUAAAGCAAUAAAAAAAUGGAAAUGCCAACAUGCGAGUCCUCAUUAUUGUUCCCAUGGUAAAGCUAUUAAGCAGUCUGUAACAUCUGAGCAGUAAACUGCAUUUUCCUUACAUUAAUAAUAAAAAGAGGUUAUCUGCAAGAGGUUAGGUCAUAUUAAUUAUAGAGGGAAAACACUGGGUGGUGGGGAAAUAGCAAAGUGUAGAUUACCUUCCCCAUUAUUGUGGGUAGCAACACACACAGGCACUACAGAACAGCAUUAGCUGGUAGCUGCUCUUAGAUCCGUACCUUUUGUAGAGAAGCAUCCAUUGGAAACAAACACAACUUCAGUACUUUAUUAGAACGCAAUACCCUUAUGACAGGUAAGGCUGAACACUCACGUACAGACGCACCGCAAAUAAGCCCUCCCAGAAGAGACAUGUCACACCGCUUUGAAUGAGCACUGACAGUGCUGCACUGAAAUGCAGCUUUAGCUCCAUGGUUCAGUUUUAUUCAGUAGACGUGGCUUUUACAGCAGCUAAAUUUUACAGGCUAAGGUUGUUCCUGCUCAAGAGCUUACAAUCUAAGUUUUAAGAUAGGGUAACCAGAGUAAUGGACUUCAAAGAGCAAAGAAAGGACAAAGCAACUUUAUCAGCAUGUUUUGUCAGUUUUAACAGCUGUUAUUUGUCCCAAAAUACACAUGCUACAAUCGUAUCUUACGGGAGUCACAAGUAUGGUUUUAAUGAGAAUCUUGACAAAGUAGAGGCCUAUAAAUGAGGCAACAUGACACUUGGCACCAAGUUCUAGUGAAAAACUAUUUAUUAAAUAAACCAAAUAGGGAUGACACAUGUAACCAUGUGGUCUUACUACCACAGCAUACCUCAUAAAAGCACUGCAACUCGAUACCUGCUACACAGCUACUAGAACUCCAUUAAAUGCAUCAGCCCCAGAACGGACCAAGAAAGAGCAGAACAAGUAAGAGGAAGGGGAAAUCAUGUAUUGGUGAGAACUUGGGGGAAUGACAAUUUUCCAGGACUUACACAGACACCUUUUUCACAGACUGAAGCAGCACGGGAGGUCACACAAGCUAGUUUGUAAACUACAUGGUCCCCAAACACUGUUGGCCUAGUAUGUUCAUAGCACUCGGUCAGGCAAGUCACACAGGCAUUUAAAGUUAAACAGUGUACAUUUACUGUUGAUAUAUAAACCAGUUCUUGCUACAUUAACUGGAGUAACUUUGACAACACUCAAAUGUCUGCUGCAAUGCAAAUCAACACUAGCUGCAAAGCAAGAACACAAUUGUUAAAAGAGAUAGUAUGGUUUCUGCCAAGACAGAUCAGUGUUACCCAGGAAAACCCUUCCAUGUUACACUCCUCUGCAUUCCUGCUAGUAUAGCUCUGUAUAAACAAGAUGAGAGCCCGGCAGCUCCCUUAGUAGGGAAAAAAAAUAGCAGUACUACAGGAUUUCACCUUGCAUCAUGCACUCUGCUUUGAAAACAAACCCAAACGCUAAAGCUACAGGGAACGUAGUGUCCAGUAUGUUAGCAGCAAAAUCACCCUCUUUCACAAAUGUGGUCAAGCUGCCAAAGCACACUCAGCUGACAGCUCCUUCAAAAUGCAGGUAUGUUUUGUGGGGUUUGCUUUUCCUCCCCCAGUAGUGUGAUUUCGUGCCCAAGAUAAUAUGUAUGCUCAUCAUGAAACUAGAAGAAUGCAAUCCUCUUUCCCACAUGACAGAAGUUUAAUUCCUGCUAAUUUACAAUAUUGUGGGGCAUUUUUCGCAUUUCCCCAAACACUUUUCAGCACCUGAAGCACAAGUAGUAAAAGUGAAUAAAAUUCAACUUUCAUUCUAAGUAACAGAACACAAAGUCUGAGCAUCCAGAACCCUAGGAUUGACCUCUCUUCACUUUAUAAAUGCAAGUCAUACACAGUAGUUUUUUGGGGAUUUUUUGCUCCCAUAUAUUACCAACAAGUUAUGUUGCCUUUCACAUUCUUCCCUCAGCUUGCUGCAGUGUUUGCUGGGGGCAACCUGACCUCAGUUCUUAGUACACUGAAACAUACUGACCAGCAACGUUACCCUUACUUUGAAAUCAGGAAGUCUGUAGAGUGACACAAAAUCAACUUCUUAGAAAUUAAAGGAGGAAAAGUAUACACUGUCUACAAACUGAGGACCAGUAAUUGACCACACACUGUUUUUUUUUUAUUCCAAGUUGCUAGCAUUCAGAAUCAGGUUGACUCAAAACUUCUCUCACCGAAUUAAUCAGUAAACAUUGUCUUGUCACUUGCUUAAAUUAAGAAUAUACCGAGAAAAAAAAGUAAUCAAAAGUUCAACAGCAAGACAACAGGAAAAACUUACUCAAAUAUUCCAAGCUUUCAAGACUUUAAAUAUCCAGUAGCUUAGUUUCUGCAUACAGCUGUUCCCUAUAUGCUCCUUCCCCCCACACCAGUAGAUAAAAAUGAAAACAUCCUCAUUAUGGAAAAUAUAACGUACUUCAGUAAAUUUUGAACCUCAUUGCAAAACUCAAACAGAUAAAGAGAAGGGUUAUUCCUCUUUGAAGUGGUGGGUUGUUUGGUUUUUUUUUGUUGGUUUUUUUUUUUUAAUGUCAUAUGAAUAUAGACUUGGCAACUGUAAAGAAAAACUUCCAUCAACUAAAUCUAAGUUACAGGAAAGAAGGCACAUUCCUUAUCAUCUGGUCAACUCAUUCUGUUGGAAAGAAGAAAGUAAAGCAGAUUGUGCAUGUCUUCAUUUUCUGCUUCCGUUGCAGCCCACUGGUUACCUAUGCAAAUAUUUCAAAGUUCAACUUAAGGAACAGAAAAAAAUUUUAUGUGAAUCCUUAAAUAUUUUUGAAUUAUCUAAAAGAAGGUUAAAAUACAUGAUGAUUCUGCCAAAGCUAAGCAUAUAGAUUUCAAGUUUAGAAUAAAUUGUGUUUGUUGGUAACAUGUGAAAACAAUACAGACUGAAGAUACCUUCCCUCAAAUACAUUCCCCCAACCAAAGCUUUCCCAAGCUCACACUUGCAGUUUGGUUUGGUGGUUUUCUGGGGUUUGUUUUGGUUUGGUUUUUGUCAGGUUUUUUCCCCCACAAGAUGUAGCUAUCUGUAGUAACAGUUCUGGUACAGCAGGAACUCUACAUUCCAUUCAGUCUGUCUUUCUUGGUGCUAAGAGCUCUUUACAGGUGAAAAGGAUAAAGCUAUUGCCCUAUUCCAUUUUGACAAACUGUCUUAAGUGGUUAGUUUCAUUUACAUGAAAGGAGGAGAUAUUUUUAUAAAGUGAUAUAAAACACAGCCAAAAAGCUAUUUUAAAGCAAUUGUGUCCAACAACAAAAAGAUCAGCAUUUUUAAUUUGUAGCACUGUUUCUCCCAACAGAGAACAGAUGCCUACGGUCAGAGACCCAAGUUCUGUGAAUACACUUGCCAAGUUGACUGUUUUAAAUCCACCUCGAAAUGGAAUGUUUCAAAUCAUGAAAGGGCUAAAAGCUGCACAUAAACAUUAUUUAAUGUUAGACACACACUAAGUUUUAUUAAGCAUUACACUAGAACUACUUUGGUAUAAAAAAUACUUUAUUUUAAAGCUAUGAAAGUUAUAAAAAUAUGUAGUUAAACUUUCUACUCACAGAAUGUUUGCUAUUUUUAACAUUAGUGAUUUGUUUCUCCUAACGAAUCUGAAUUUUAUUCGAAAGGUUUACAAGACAU